AUGAAGAGCGCAGCGGAGUGCCGCGUUCUGGUCGUGGGUGGUGGCGUAAUCGGGCUUACCUCAGCUCUGGCAUUGCUGCAGAGUGGUUUCCGCCACGUCCGCGUCGUGGCUGAGAGCUUCGAAGCCACUACAUCGCACAUAGCUGGCGGUCUUUGGAUGCCCUUCUCACUACCCGAUGAUGCUGACCCUGCCAAGCCUCGCAAGUGGUGCGAGGCGAGCUACGCAUGGUUGACACAAUUGAUGGAAACACACGGAGAGGAGGCGGGCAUUCACGUUGUACAAGGAGUGGAAGUGUCGAGUGAAGGCCCCCCACUAGUGGUGCAUCCAUACUGGGCACACUGUGUGGAGAAUUUCCGGCUGCUCAGUCGGGAGGAAGCAGUAGAAGUGUCAGCGGAUGCAGAGCAUGGCUUUGCAUUCGGAACCAUUAUCUACAACACUGGGGUGUUCAUGAAGUGGCUCCAGAAAGAGGUGCGCCAAUUGGGUGCAACGUUUGAGCAACGUCGCGUGAACGACUUCAAUGUCGAGGACUGCGAUUUGCUCGUGAAUUGCUCGGGUCUGGCGGCGAGGGAUUUGGCUGGGGAUGACACGGUUUAUCCCAUUCGUGGACAGAUCAUCAAGGCAAGAAAGGUCCACAACCCGAGGCUUGACAAAUACGUCGCUGUGAUUCAUCGUGACGGACACCACACCUAUAUCAUACCACGUCCACACGGUGAUGUAGUGCUGGGUGGAACCGUACAGCCGCACUGCUGGAACGUAGCGAACGAUGAUGCGGAUGUAAAAGGUGUGUGGGAACGUUGCUGCAAACUGUGGCCAGAGGUGCGGAACAGCACGCGAAUUGAACCGGUGGCGGGUCUGCGUCCUGGUCGAAGUGGUGGCGUGUGUCUUGAAAUGGAUCCUCGUCCAACAAACGGCGGUGCUUUGGUGAUUCACAACUAUGCUCACGGUGGAUCGGGCCACACACUGCACUGGGGGUGUGCGCUAGAUGUGGUUGCGCUGGCGUCCAAGCACUUUCGCACACAUAAGAUCGGCAAACUAUAA
Phytophthora infestans T30-4 is the source of this 1038-nucleotide messenger RNA. Its product is annotated as D-aspartate oxidase, putative. The transcript is spliced from 6 exons. The record is from RefSeq and is a predicted model, not a curated record. Bases 1 to 1038 code for a protein of 345 amino acids. Gene Ontology annotation, molecular function: FAD binding; D-amino-acid oxidase activity. Lineage: Eukaryota; Oomycota; Peronosporomycetes; Peronosporales; Peronosporaceae.